Molecule: messenger RNA, 1758 nt
Organism: Torulaspora globosa
Lineage: Eukaryota; Fungi; Ascomycota; Saccharomycetes; Saccharomycetales; Saccharomycetaceae
Gene: YKU70
Product: ATP-dependent DNA helicase YKU70
Exons: 1
Coding region: 1-1758 (585 amino acids)
Biological process (GO): telomere maintenance; double-strand break repair via nonhomologous end joining; cellular response to gamma radiation
Cellular component (GO): Ku70:Ku80 complex; nucleus
Molecular function (GO): DNA helicase activity; telomeric repeat DNA binding; double-stranded DNA binding
Source: RefSeq, a predicted model, not a curated record
AUGUCUGAUUAUGAUAUAGCACCCAACGAUCAAGACACUCGAACCAAAGGCUACAGAAAGUAUGAUAUUCAUGAAGGGAUUAUUUUUUGCAUAGAGCUCUCGGAAAGUAUGUUCAGCGAGCUUGAAGAGCUAAAUUACAAGGUCCAGUUGGUGGAGAUUCUGGAGACGCUCGAUCAGCUCAUGAGUCAACUUGUGAUAACAAGACCAAGUACCGGGAUUGGUUGCUACUUCUAUAAUUGUGCCCGAAGCGGUACAAAAGAUGGUAUUUUUAGUUUGUUCUCUCUAAGGGAUAUCAACGCUCGAAAUAUGAAGAAACUUAGCGAUCUGCUAGAGGAUCUGCAGUAUGGAAGAACAUCACUUCGUCAGUUCUUUUCAUUUGAUAUUCAAAAGAGGACGCCGCUAGAAUCGCUUCUUGAGCUGGUCAGAGAUGAGUUCGUUCGAGAUAUCCCCGAUCAGAAAGCUUUCAACAAUAAGAAGAUCUUCCUAUUCACCGAUAAUGACUCCCCACCAGAAGCGUCGGAUCCCGCAGCCAAGUCAAGAUUGAGAUACCUAGUUAAUGAUCUAGACGAUAGGUUCAUCAAUUUCACAACUUUUUUCAUUGGAAGUGAGACAAGACCAUUUGACAACAGUUUUUACUCUGAUAUUCUUCGGCUUGGUGCGUCUACCAAGGCCAACACCGAGUAUGACGGUCCCAACACAACGCCAAUUUCAGCAACUUUCAUCAAGUCACGAGUGCUCAGAAAGCAAGAGAUCAAAAGGAUUAUGUUUCAAUGUCCUCUAAUUCUUGAUGAACCUUCGAAGCUCAUAGUGGGCGCGAAAGGGUAUACAAUCAUAAGUCAUGAAAAAUCUGGCGUCAGGUACAAGCUAGUGUAUGAGAAUGAGGAGGUCAGACAGGAAGCUUCCUCUCAUAGGAAAUAUUUGAAUGCUAAGACAGGAGAGGAAACCAAAGAAGGCCUCACAAAGGUGUUCCCUUACGGCGACUUAGAAAUAAACCUUUCCGAUAAAGAAUUUAACGAGAUGAAGAAAGAUUAUGCGGAAGAUGAAUCAUUUUUGAAGGUAAUAGGAUUUAAGACAACCGAGAGCUCCUUGCAUUAUUACAACAACAUCGAAAAGGCCGUCUUUGUGGUACCUGACGAGACGAGAUACGAGGGCUCCAUCAAGACUUUGUCAUUCCUAUUUAUCAAUUUAAAAAGGAAGGGAAAAGUAGCCAUCGUUUGGGGAAAGCUUAAAUCAAACUCUAAUCCUGCUAUAUUCAUUCUCUCGCCAUCCGAUGAUCUCAGUCCCAAUGAGGGAUUUUACUUGUUUCGAGUUCCAUUCUUAGAUGAGUUGAGAAGAUUUCCGCACGUUUUAGGCAACCCCAGUAUCCUGUCAGAUGAUUAUGAAAACCUCAAAGAGGUGACGGCUAAGAUUGUUGGAUAUUUCAACUUAAAGACUGGUUACGAGCCGUCUGAGUUCAAGAAUCCUUCGUUACAAAAGUAUUUUAAGGUACUGCAUGACUAUCUUCUGCAAGUGGAGGAGGAGCCCGAGAAAGAUGACGAAGAAUGGCACAAACUGAAAAUGCUUGAAGAAGAUGAUUCGUUGCGUAAGAUUUCACAGAUUCGUGAUAAAAUUAUGGAAUCAAAUGCCUCUGACGAUCCCCAAAUGCAAAGGCUAAGCAAAUAUAUGAAAAUAUGGAAUAGCCUCUAUCACAGAAUUUAUGAACAAUGCACGGUUGAAGACGCUCCGAAGAUUAAAAGGAAGAAAACCAUUAAUCUAUGA